Capsella rubella is the source of this 1090-nucleotide messenger RNA. RefSeq names its product GDSL esterase/lipase At1g06990. The transcript has 3 exons. The record is from RefSeq and is a predicted model, not a curated record. Gene Ontology annotation, molecular function: hydrolase activity, acting on ester bonds. Bases 1 to 1077 code for a protein of 358 amino acids. NCBI's taxonomy places the organism in Eukaryota, Viridiplantae, Streptophyta, Magnoliopsida, Brassicales, Brassicaceae.
AUGUUGAUCCAUGUAAUAAUUAUAUUCAUGGUCAUAACUACAAUCCUAAUAUCGACGACAUGCCAUACAAAUGUAGCCAACAUUAACGUAUCAAUGUUCCCGGCGAUCCUUGUGUUCGGCGAUUCAACAAUCGACACCGGCAACAACAACUACAUCAAAACCAUCAUACGGGCUAAUUUCCCUCCUUACGGUUGCAAUUUUCCCGGCCAUAACGCUACCGGAAGAUUCUCCAACGGUAAACUCAUCCCUGACUUCAUAGCAUCUCUUAUGGGAAUCAAAGACACCGUUCCUCCUUUCCUCGACCCGCAUUUGUCAGAUUCCGAUAUCCUCACCGGAGUGUGCUUUGCUUCGGCCGGUUCCGGUUACGACAACCUCACAGAUCGAGCAACUUCGACCCUAUCAGUCUCUAAACAGGCGGAUAUGCUCAGAAGCUACGUGGCAAGGCUGAGUCAGAUCGUCGGAGAAGAGAAAGCGGCCAGUAUAGUCAGCGAGGCUCUGGUGAUUGUAAGCUCAGGAACUAACGAUUUCAACCUAAAUCUCUACGACACUCCUUCUCCUCGCCAAAAGCUCGGCGUUGAUGGAUAUCAAAGUUUCAUUCUCUCGAGUGUACACAACUUCGUUCAAGAACUAUAUGAUAUUGGGUGCCGAAGAAUAAUGGUGUUGGGACUACCGCCGGUAGGGUGUUUACCGAUUCAGAUGACGAUGGCUAUGCAAAAACAGAACGAGAGAAAAUGCAUUGACAAACAAAACUCGGAUUCACAGGAGUUUAACCAGAAGCUUAACAAGUCCCUAACAGAUAUUCAAUCCAAUCUCACCGGCAGUGUCAUCUUUUACGGCGAUAUCUACGGAACAUUGUUUGACAUGGCUACUAAUCCCCAAAGAUACGGAAUAAAGGAAACGACGAGAGGAUGCUGCGGGACAGGAGAGAUGGAGUUAUCAUACUUGUGCAAUGCUUUAACUCGGACUUGUCGUGACCCUAACCAGUUCCUCUUCUGGGACGACAUUCAUCCUUCCCAAGCUGCUUACAUAGUCGUCAGCCUCAGUCUUGUUGAACAAAUUCUCCACGUACUCUCUUGAUUUUCAUUGUUUU